Messenger RNA from Staurois parvus, 277 nucleotides. The record is from the annotation of a GenBank genome assembly. Lineage: Eukaryota; Metazoa; Chordata; Amphibia; Anura; Ranidae.
UGCAGAAAAGUGUGGGUUGGGGUUUUGGAAUUGUGUGCAUUGUGGAAAUGUUUCCAAACUCUAGAUGCUGAAAUAGUUACUGUACAUAGCAGGGGCGGACUGACAACUCAUGGGGCCCCUGGGCAAUAGGGGAUCAUGGGGCCCCUGUGUCCUUGCCCAAACUCAAAAAAGCCUAUGAAAAGGUACCAGGGGCAUCUCAUGGGGCCCCCUACUGACCCCGGGCCCUCGGGCACUGCCCGAGUUUCCAAAUAGUCAGUCCGCCCCCUGGUACAUAGUU